Molecule: messenger RNA, 1860 nt
Organism: Durusdinium trenchii
Lineage: Eukaryota; Dinophyceae; Suessiales; Symbiodiniaceae
Source: the annotation of a GenBank genome assembly
AUGAUGGUGGAAGUGGCUUCGACUCCUUCUGCGAAGGAGUACACUCAAAAAAUCAGUCGAUGCGGUACCCAGUGGCUCCACGCCUUGCAGCUGCUCCGCUCCGCCGCGCGGAGUCGUACAACGCGCCUGGACGUGGCGGUGUACAACGCGGCGAUGAAGUGCUGCGACCGGAGCCAACAGUGGCCGACGGCGCUGCACUUGUUCGAAGAGCUGCAGGAGCGAUUCCAACCGAGCAUCAUCAGCUAUAGCACUGCUGCCAGCGCCUGUGCCACGGGCGCCGCCUGGCGCGCCGCCCUCGCCGUGGCGCGGUCCGCGGCGCGUCUCUCCGCGGCGGCGGACGUGGCGGCGGUGAAUGCGGCCAUCACGGCGUGCCAGCGAGCACAGCGGUGGGAGAGGUCGCUCGACCUCUUCGCCGCCACACCACGCCCCACGGCCAUCACCUACGGCGCCGCCCUCGCCGCCGCGGGCACUGCGGGCGCGUCGUCCGCGUCCGGCGCGUGGCGGGCGGCGAUGGCGGCGGAGCUGCUGGAGGGCUGCCGGCGGAGAGAGGUGGAGCUGAACGUGGUGAUGGUGAAUGCAGCGAUCGGGGUCUGUGAGCCCAUCUGGGAGCAGGCGCUACACCUCUUCCGAUCGCUCCUCCCGCGCGGCCUUCGCCCCAGCGCCGUCAGCGUCAGCAGCGCCGUGCGCGCGCUGCCGCCCCUCCGCUGGCGCUCCGCGCUGGGCGCGCUGGGCGCGGAGGAGGCGAACGUGGCGGCCGUCAACUGUGCCGCGUCGACCGUGGGCUCGGCCCAGCGCUGGGUUCAGGCGCUGGAGCUCUGGACGUGCCUGGCGGCUGCGGCGCUACGGCCGAACGCCGCGACGCCGGUGGCGGUAUUGAAGGCUUUGGAAGAGAAGGCGGAAUGGAUGCAAGCCAUGAAGCUCUUCGAACGGAUGUGCGUUCAGCUCUCCACCGUUCCUGCGGUCAACGCGGUGAUCAGCGCCUGCGAGAAAGCGGGCCAGUGGCAGGUGGCCUUGCUGCUGCUGAGCCAGUUAGUCGAAGAGGACCGUAUGGACGUGACCAGCUACAAUGCAGCCAUCAGCGCCUGCGAAAAGGGAGUUCAGUGGAGGCUGGCGCUGCAGUUGCUGAGCGACUUGCAGCAGAACCCGUCGCUGCAAGCGACGGUGGUGACCUGUGGAGCUGCCAUCAGCGCCUGUCAGAAGGGGAUUUGUUGGGAAGGCAGUCUUCAGCUGUUGCAGAUGGCAGAGGAAGUGACACAGGAGGUGAGCAGCACUGCCAUCAAUGCCGCCUUGAGCGCGUUGGCGUCAGCGGCACAGUGGCAGAGGGCGCUGCUGCUCUUCCACGGCGCCGUCGCUCCCACGGCGAUCGGCCUCGGCAGUUGCGCGGACGCCUGCGCACGCCGCACGCGGUGGCAGGCGUGUGCCCAGCUGUUGCGAACGGCGGAAGCUCAGUUGCUCCAGCCCGAUCCCACGACCUACAGCUUGGUCAUCAGCUCCUUCCAGAAAGCCUUGCAAGCGACGCCCAGCCCGGAGCUGCUGGGCGCCGUGCGGCCGAAGGUCUUCGCGCUCCUGCCGAGCAGAGCCUUCGCCGGUGGGCCGUUUGGCCCGGCCCGGAGGGUGGUGGAGGAGCCCAGAUCGGUAGAAAAGGAGCAGGCGGACGAGGAUGUGCACAGAGAUGUCCAGGAAGUGAAGACGGAAUUGCGCUUCCAAUCCCAGGCGAUCCUGGCCUUGCAGGAGGCGGCCGAGGCGUAUUUGGUGGGUCUCUUCGAGGACACCAACCUCUGUGCAAUCCACGCAAAACGCGUCACGAUCAUGCCCAAGGAUGUGCAGCUGGCACGGCGCCUGCGGGGAGAGCGCACCUGA